GGAUGGAAAGGAGAAAAUGGAUUCUUUAAUUCAGACGGGAAGGAAAUCAAUUGUUGCCAUUGGUGGUGCAGAUUGAUCCCCUGUUUGGGGUCGGACCACAGCGAGCUCUUGCACCUACACAGCAGGGGACUGAUGCUGCAAACUGUGUCGGGCUCAGAAGCAACACACAGGAGUGACAGACUGUGCGUGUGGGUGGCUGUGCCAGUUUAAAAGACUAGACGAGGCAGAGAAAUGCUUACUGUGAUGGUUAAGAAUGUGGUUACAGAUUAGCAGGGGAGCGGUGAGGUCUGAUGUACAAAGAGUCAGCUGGGAAAAUAUGCUCAGUGUUUGGGGGUGAGGGAAAGAGGAAGGCUGAGAGGAGAGAGAGAGAGAAGCACUACCAAAGGCAGAGAUGUAUAUGUGAGAGAGAGAGAGCGGUACAAGGACAGACAGCUCUGAGGGGAGGAAACACUUACACAGACUCUGUCACACCUUCCACACAGCCUCGCAGCCUCUGUGAGAGACUCAGCAGAUCUUGACGCUGUGAGGAAAGAUGCACAUGAGAGGAGCAGGACAAUAGCUCCUGGGAGAAAUACAUGCUCAGGACUAUACAGCAGCAUUUCAGAGAGAGCAACAGAGGCAACGUUUAGAGGUUUAUUCUGCUGCUGAGGACCUUAAAGAGGACAAGAGCUUUAUGUUCUUUGGAGGGGUUUCUCCUCUUCUGCUGCCGCUGUGAGGAUACAGUCUCCGUGCUCCCGUGCACAGCAUCAGAAAGAACUGGUUUUAAUAGCCUGAGACAAUGAGCGAGGCGAAAAAAGGAGAGAUAGCAAUCCGGGAUAAAGCCAUCCUGCACCAGCAGAGGCGUCUGAAGCAGGCCACCCAGUUCACACACAAGGACUCUGCUGACCUCCUGCCCCUGGAUGGUCUGAAGAGACUGGGUACAUCUAAAGACUUGCAACCUCACAGCAUCGUGCAGCGUCGCCUGCUGGAGGGAAACAUCACGCGACUCAGAGGUGAGGGCCGGGACCUCAGCACCAGGGUUCGCUCCCCACUGGCCGACACCAAGGACGGACCUGCUGACACCGAGGAGAGGAGCGAGAGCACGGCUGACGACUCCACAGAGGAGAGGGAGUCUUUUGAGGAAAGUGAAAGGAGCCUACGGUCGGAUGAGGAGGACGACAGCAGCGAGGCCGGAGCCAGACAGACAGCUGAGAAGCCCGAGGGCGGGGAGAGCUCGCCUGUCCUAACUGCUCUCAUCAUUCAGUGCAAGUGCUGCGAGACUGAAGUCAAGGCAUCCAUCAACACCGGCAGCCAACACAACCACAUCUCCACCUCCUGCUGUCAGAGGCUGGGACUGGUGCCCAGACAGGCCAGUUCACCAUGCGACGUGAACAGCUCGGUGACGGAGCUGCAGCUGCAGCUGGGAACACAGAGAGUCCAGUGUUCAGCUUACAUUAAAGAGGACGAGGCGUUCGAGCUGUGCCUGGGUCUGCAGACUCUUUUGGAACUUAAAUGCUGUUUGGAUCUGAGCAGUCGGGUCCUGAAGCUGCAGGGCUGCGGUGAGGAUCUGCCCUUCCUGAACCCCUUGACCGACAGCCAGUGCCAACACGACACCAACGAGAACCUGUGAGAUCGACUCCGCAGCAGGGACCACGUCCUCCUAAAGCCUAUUCGGUUGCAGCAAUGCGGCACGAUGCUGUUCAUGUCUGGGCUGUGGGGUCACCGUGUCUCUCACUGCCAGAACAUGGAUGAGCAUUCGCAUCAGUUGUGCUUGAGUUUACAUCUUUGUGUUGGUAGAAUUAAGACAUUCACCAUGAUUAUCUCUUAUAUAAAACUAGUCUAGUAAACAGAGGAAAAUCCAGUCUUGUAAGUUUAAUCAUUCUUUGUGAUUAGACUAUAUAUUCAAACCAAUUUGUCUGCUGAGGUGUUCAAAUACACCAAUGCACUAAAAGGGAAAACCAUAAUAAUCCUUAAAGUGAUUUUUUGUGGAAUAUUUUGUGAUUUAACUGUAAAAAUACUUUGAGUCAUAGAGUGAAUGAAAAACAAGUUAAUUGUGAAGUUAAACAACUUCACUUAAGAUAUUCUUAAAGGAAUAAUUUUAUAUUUCGAAACGUUUAGCAACAACAUUAGCCUAUCAGCACCAUUAAAACUCACUAUUUAACACAUUACAGCUAAUUUCUGAAGACCAUACGAACACUAAAUGUACAAAAUAAAAGUUGUACGUAAUAUAAAGGCUGACAAAAACUAAUAUAAGCAUAUUAAAGUUUUUAAAGCUUUUUAUAGAUGAAACCAGAUUGCUAAUUCAACCUAACUUUCUUCUAGCAAAUACUUUAGCAACUGAUCCAAAACAUUAGUCAUACUCUAGUAUUUAUCAACUAUGUGUGUUGACCAUUUAUUUGAAAAGCUAUUAAGACUGAUCCACUUAGACAGGCGUCCACCGCUUACACCAUCUGUGACGUUUAGCUAGAAACAUCAAAUCAUUCUUUCAUUUUCCAAUAAAUUUGGCAAAAUAAUGAUUGUGUUUUUCAACCACUCCAAGUUUUAGCUCUUUAUACAUAAGUUUCAGUUUAUAAAGUUAAUGUUUAUUUUAAAGUUGUUGUUUUUUUUAGUUCAACUCUUUGCCUAAAUAUUUGAUUUAAUAUCAGUAACUUUACCUGGUUAUGUAUAACUUAAAGCUAUUGGCUUUGAAUUGCUAUGUAUCUGUUUCAGGUAUUAUCAAUUUAUUUUAUCAGUUUUGCUAACAAAUAAUCACAGUUGUGCACAAAAACAGUAUUUCCAUUGUUUGUUAUCUUAACUGUCUGCAAUUUCAAAAACCAUAGUAUACCGAACAGUUUCUGAUGCAUAAACAGCAAUUAAACAGCAUAAUAUUUUUCCCCAAAUCCUCCUCCAGCAAAACUUUCACCUACGAGGGGGAAACCCCUGCUCCCUCAGUGAUAUAAUAAUUUCCGUGUAUCUACCUAAAUUGAAUGGUUACUGAACCAUAGUCAUUCAAAAGACACAAAGAGUUUGACAUGUU
This is a messenger RNA of Haplochromis burtoni (Burton's mouthbrooder), 2995 nucleotides long. RefSeq names its product nuclear receptor interacting protein 2 (gene nrip2). The coding region runs from base 779 to 1609 and encodes 276 amino acids. The record is from RefSeq and is a predicted model, not a curated record. Lineage: Eukaryota; Metazoa; Chordata; Actinopteri; Cichliformes; Cichlidae. Gene Ontology annotation, biological process: proteolysis. Gene Ontology annotation, molecular function: aspartic-type endopeptidase activity. The transcript has 6 exons.